This is a messenger RNA of Gloeophyllum trabeum ATCC 11539, 4603 nucleotides long. RefSeq names its product AAA-domain-containing protein. Gene Ontology annotation, molecular function: ATP hydrolysis activity; ATP binding; histone binding. Gene Ontology annotation, cellular component: nucleus. The coding region runs from base 117 to 4391 and encodes 1424 amino acids. Lineage: Eukaryota; Fungi; Basidiomycota; Agaricomycetes; Gloeophyllales; Gloeophyllaceae. The record is from RefSeq and is a predicted model, not a curated record. Gene Ontology annotation, biological process: positive regulation of transcription by RNA polymerase II. The transcript is spliced from 10 exons.
AGUCUCACCAGUCGCGUCCCGUAGAAAUCAAGGAUUUACUGAACCCAGCCAGCCCAGUUAACACGUUUGGUCAAGACGUAACUAGCAGCCCCAAGUUGCGCAUCAAAUUACCUCCGAUGCCCCGCAACUUGCGAUCGACGCGCCAAAGGACAUCGUCGCUGGGCACGGCGCCCUCGGGCUCCGAAUACCACGAGUCCAGCGGCGAGAUGGAGGUCGACGAGAGCAUGAACGGAGUGCAGGCACCGAAAGAGGACGAAGUAGAGGAAGAGCCCGUCCAGUACGCUCUCACUUCCCGUGGCAGACGGAUCCAGAAGAAGUCGUAUCGCGAAUCCGCGAGCGAGGACGGUGGAGAAUACGACGGAGAAGACGGGCUGCAGCCGCUGGGCGAUGCCACGGGUGAUGCGGGCGCGAAAGGGGACGUGGUCGUGGACGCGGACGCGGACGACGACGAGCAGCCACGCUACCCGCUCCGUCAACGGAUUCGGGGCGCGAAGAACCUGACCGGGUUCAUCGUCAGCGACGAAGAGGGCGAGGCUGGUGUCGCACGGCACAAUACGCGGAGCCGCAGCCGAAAGCCCGUGCAGGCGGAAAACAGACACCAGCAGGGCGGACCGGCGACGCGCCAGCAGUCCAAGUCGCGCAGGCUGACGCGGGCACGGUCGGGAAAGCGGACGCGGAGUGUGGCCCAGGACGACGCCGACGACGGGUAUGUCGACCAGGGCUCCUCUGGUUCGCAGAGCGCGGGUGACUCCUUUGACGACGCGCCGAAGACGAGCCCCGAACCAGAGCCAGAGCCGGAGUUGGAUGGGGACGCGGAUGCCGAGGGUGAUCUGGACAUGGGAGAGAGCGACGGAAGACCGUAUGCGUUGAGGCAGAGGGCGAAGAUCAACUACGCUAUACCCCCGCCUCUUGAAGAGAUGCGGCCACCGUCCCCUAAACGUCCGGCGCCACGAAAUAAUACAAGGAGGAACGGUGGAUGGGGAGGUCGCAAACCUCCAGGAUGGAGUGCAACUGGUGCGGAGCUUGGUAGAUGGAUGGGCAUGGGUGGAGACGACUCGGACUCCGACCACCCGACGAGAACGCCCCGGAAACCCUUCGGUGGAAUAGGAGGCGCCGCUAAUCUGAGUGGGGCAUUUGCAGGCGGAGCUGGGUCAGGUGGAGGGGGCUUGUUUCCCACUGAUCUCGCUGCAGCGGCAGGGACACCUUCAAACUUUGGUAAAGUCGGUGAUGCAGCCCUUGCUGAUACAGAUCCCCUUGGUGUCAAUCAAAACGUGUCCUUCGACGAGGUGGGAGGUUUGGAUGAACACAUCAACUCCCUCAAGGAAAUGACUGUGCUUCCUCUGUUGUAUCCGGAAGUAUUCCAACGAUUCAACGUCACCCCGCCUAGAGGUGUUUUGUUCCACGGUCCCCCCGGAACUGGUAAGACAUUACUUGCCCGGGCACUGGCUGCUAGCUGCCGGACGAAUGGUCGUAGCAUCUCGUUUUUUAUGCGGAAGGGUGCGGAUUGCUUAUCUAAAUGGGUGGGUGAAGCGGAACGGCAGCUUCGAUUACUCUUCGAAGAAGCGAAGAAUUCGCAACCCAGUAUCAUCUUUUUCGACGAAAUCGACGGCCUGGCGCCGGUGCGUUCUUCGAAGCAGGAUCAGAUCCAUGCUUCUAUAGUAUCGACCCUGCUGGCUUUGAUGGACGGAAUGGACAACCGCGGUCAAGUCGUGGUCAUUGGUGCGACCAAUCGUCCUGACGCCAUUGACCCUGCUUUGCGAAGGCCGGGUCGCUUCGAUAGAGAGUUCUACUUCCCCUUACCUACGCUCGAGGCUAGGGAGAAGAUCCUCAGAAUUAUGACCAAGAAAUGGGCAGGCUGGGAUACUGCGAAGGCGGAAGAGAACAUCAAGGGAUUGGCGAAGGCUACUAAGGGCUAUGGAGGCGCAGAUCUACGGGCGCUGUGUACAGAAGCGACGUUGAAUGCUGUUCAGCGACGAUAUCCCCAGAUUUACAAGACUUCGGAACGGCUAGUGGUGAAGCCAGAGACAAUACAAGUUGAGCUUCGGGAUUUUAUGAUCUCUGUCAAGAAGAUUGUGCCAUCUUCUGCUCGAUCUGCGUCGUCAACGGCUGCACCUCUUCCGGCACAGCUUGUUCCUUUAUUGCAGGAUGCCAUGGACCGAGUUAAGGAGGCUAUCGCACGAGUGCUGCCUAUCAGUAAGAAGCGGUCAGCUCUGGAGGAAGCCGAGUAUGAAGAUGAAGGCGAAGAUGGAGCUCUGGAGCGCGAGCUCAUGCUACAAUCUAUGGAGACACUCCGGGUCUACCGUCCCCGUGUCAUUCUUCAUGGACCAGUCGGUAUGGGUCAAACUUAUGUCGCAGCUGCGGCCCUCCAUCAUCUGGAGGGAUACAAUAUUCAAAGUCUUGAUCUGGGAAAUCUCAUGAGUGACUCCACACGAUCCGCUGAGGCAGCCAUCGUCCAACUCUUCGUUGAGGCAAAGCGUAUUCAGCCAUCGGUAAUCUACGUACCUUCUCUGAUGAGUUGGUGCGCAGCGGUGUCGGAAACCGCUCGAUCGACAAUGCGCGCGAUGCUGGACUCGUUAUCCCCCUCGGACCCGAUUCUAUUGCUGGCUGUUGUGGAUGGUACUUUCUCCGAGCUGCCUCGUGACGUCCGUGCUUGGUUUGGGGUGACGCGGGACAAUCGAGUACAAUUGUCACGACCGAGCGAGGAUAAACGAGAGGCAUUCUUUAAGGCGCUACUCGACGAUAUCCGUCGGCCUCCCAACCAGUUCCCUGACGGCGUCAAGCGCAAGAAGCGGGUACUGGAGGAGUUGCCUGUCGCUCCUCCCUUACAACCAAGACAGCCAUCGGCUGCUGAACUUGCUCUGCAGGAAGAGAAUGAUCAGAAGAUUAUCACUCUUCUCAAGUAUCGGCUAGGGCCUAUUCUAACAGAACUGAAACGGAAGUUCAAGCGCUUUACCAAGAGAGCGACGGACGAGUAUGAUUUAAGCCAGGUUGCAUUGCCGGACAUCCAAGUUACUGAUCAUACCCAAACCGUGACGAAGACAGUGGAAGUCCAGGGUGAAGACGGAUCAGUGGUUCGAACAGAGCAAACCGAAGUUGUUGAAUCGCGCACCGAGAACGACGUGUCUGCGGGGCCGCAGAUAGCUCAAUAUCAGCCGCAGCUGUUCGACAUGGAUCUUGAGAGGAUGCAUGUGGAACUAUACAAGGGAAGGUAUUUGACGCCUAGAGAUUUCUUGGAGGAUAUCGAGAAGAUCGUCCAUAAUGCUCACGUCCAGAUGCAUCAAGACCCCGACAGGUUGUUCAAGGCGCAGGCCAUGUUGACGGCGGCUCAAGUUAGCAUGCAAGAGUUUGACUCCCAGUUCAACCUAGAAUGCGAACGUAUGGCUGUUCGGGAACGAAAACGACGCAAUGAGAGACGACGUGCAAGGGAAGAAGAAAAGGCGCGAGAGGCCAAGCAGAACGGCGCGGACUCACGAGCUGGUUCACAAGGCGUGCGGCGUAGUACACGUCACAAUGGUCAGCAGCUUGAAAUAUCUAUCACGGAUCCCUUGCUCCUGGAACGCAGGCUGAAGCGACAGCGGUCGAACGAGGCCCAUGACGCCGCUGCGGAGCCUCAGCAGUCCGGCGAUGAUGCCGAUGGAGACCGAGCCACGAAGAGGUCCCGUACCGCCAUGAGCGAAGAUGACGAGCAUGAUCCUUUGGAUAUUGUAGGCCCCUCUUCCCCGCCGCGGUCUAACGGCGUGCGGUUUGCCCCUGAUGUCGACCCGAUGCCGCCCCUCACGAGUCUGAUGCAAAGCGACGCAGUCGGCAGUCCAAUGCCCCCUAGUACUCCAGCGCGGAGGACUGUCUUGGAGACUCCACCUUCACCAGAGUCUCCGCCCCGUUUCAUGGACUUCGAUCAUCCAGGGCCGUUGAAGUUCGGCAACGCUCUUACCAAUGGAUUCGCUUCCCCCUCCCCUCAAGAUGUUUCUACCCCCAUUAAGACCUCAGCGCAGACGAAUGCGACAGAGUCGCCGCAGGCUCUUAAUCACAGUCCGAUGCCUGUUGAUGGAGUCCCUGGAACGGAAGAACCUCCCCCAGUUCAUCUUGACAGCGGGGGUAUCGUCGAUAUGCCUUCUUUCUCCGAUCCUAUGGAGAUAGCACGAUCGGUGUCCCCGCCUCUUCCAGAUUUCCACGUCGACGCAAAUCUUUUCUCAAGUCUCAAACAAGACCUUAUUGUGAAUACCAGUUCUCUUAACAUUGAGGAACUCGAGCAGCUACGUGCCACAUGCUUGACCUGCGUCUGGCAACACAGGUCCAGCUGGGAUCGUGACUCCGUGGUCAGGGAGCUGAAGGACAUUGUGCAGGAUUUCGUGGAUCAGAUCACACAGGACGCUGCCUCAGAGAGUCCCUAGGUCUACGCGUUCGAUAUCCAAGCAUCGCAUAGUUGUAUAAUCACUCAUCGCACGGUUGUUGUACCAUGGUAUUUACUAUUUUAGCGCUGUAUCCUGCUGUAAUCUAUCGCUUAUUCAUUAUCUUAUAUACUGUUCCCCGAGAUCUGAAUAUUAAGUCACGUAUUCACGUUGACGAAAGCGCACUGCUCCCAGGGUAGUACUUCCCCUGCCAC